CUUUUGCGCUAGGGUUGUCACUUUGCCUACACACAACACUCACGACAUCAGCCGGUGUGUCCCUGUCGUUUUGUUCUAAAAUUAUAAAAUCUGUCAGCCGCGGGUUUUUUAUUUUGUAAUUUUUAAGAGUUACGUAAGUUAAUUGAACUUAACAGGAGCCAUAAUAGGAGUUAAUGUGGCGAGGCGUGCGGCAAGCAUGUCAAACAAUUGAAGCUCAUACGAGUAAAAGUGUCCUGAAUCCACGGUUGAUAGCGUGCGUGCAAGCGGGCGAGUCCGCCCCGCCGAACGCUCCGCUCCGAGUGUCCACUCAGGCACAGUAUAAGGACGAUCGGUAUUUAACUCUCUCGCUCACUCCGCGCGCGACUGGCAGCGCGGCCCGUACUGACGCGAUCCUCCGGUUCCGCAUGUACUCGCUGAACCUCGCUGCAGUCGCUGCGUGCGAGCGCUACUCAAGGAUACACCGCACGGCGCAAAAUUUGUUAGAAGAAGUAUUACUGGUUUUAUAUUGUGACUUAGGUCUUACACUGAGAGAACAGAAUAUUUCGAAUAUUUUCGCAAACUUCAGUUGACUGUACUAAAUUCAUUAUUAUUUAUAAAUUACUGACUUUAAUUCCUAAAUAUUUAACACUAGUAAUAAACAUUCCCAGUAAUAUAAGUUUCAAAAUUGUCUAAUAUAAGCAUUUUUCCAUAAUACGGGUAGUACAACGUGUUGUAUUUAUGAUUAUUAUUAAUUAUAUUUUUAUAGUUAAGUGUUACUAAUUUUGGAGCCAUAUUAUUUGUAAAAAUGUAAUUGCAAAUAAAUAAUGAUAAUAUU
Leguminivora glycinivorella is the source of this 814-nucleotide messenger RNA. RefSeq lists its product as uncharacterized. The record is from RefSeq and is a predicted model, not a curated record. The transcript has 2 exons. NCBI's taxonomy places the organism in Eukaryota, Metazoa, Arthropoda, Insecta, Lepidoptera, Tortricidae. The coding region runs from base 174 to 569 and encodes 131 amino acids.